GGCAGGUGCUAGGGAGGACCCUUCUAGCGAGCGACCGCCGGCAGGAACAAGGGAAUUGGCGUGGCCGUCAGCUGUAAAAAUGAUUCCAUUCACCCAUCCAGACCUCGGGACCUGAUGGGGGUGUGCUGCACGCCAAGCCCUAGAGACGCACCAAAAGUCCAAGGCCGGGGCCCAAAAACUGGGGUACUGCCUGCUUAUGUAAUUGCAUCUGGAAUUUUUUUGAACUUUGAACUUCCUAUCAAGCUCCCAUCUCCAGAUUGACUCGCAUGCGCCCAGAGCAGUAAUACUCACAACCAUCUCAUCAUGGCACCCACCGCGACCGCAAACGAAUCUCCUGCUCCCGUCGAUGCCGAUUUUUCUAUGAAUGACGCUGCCGACUUCGACCAGCCGAUCGAGAGAGACGAGAAUGACCCCGCCAACCGUGGCUGGUUGCAAGGUGCCCAUAGCAUCAAGACAGUAAGAUCGCCGUCUGUCAUCGAUUCAUUGAAGUAUCUUCUAAAUAUCGAUCUACUAGCUGCCUGGAUCUUCGGAAACUGCCGCCUCUUUCCAAUUUGUAAAAGAAGAUCAUACUUUGGGAAAUGCUUUGCGCUAUAUUAUUAUGAAGAAGUAUGUUGUUUUAUACACCCGCAUAAUGUUUUCGCAUACAGCAGGCGAGAGUCGAGAGAAUAUUCUGGUUGCUAACACACGUUGUAUAGUCCCGAUGUUGAGUUCUGCGGUUACUCCAUUCCUCAUCCAUCAGAAGAACUCAUGAACAUCCGCAUUCAAACUUAUGGUUGGUACCACGCUAGUUUCGCAAUCCGGAGAUUAACAUUAUUUUAGAAGGAACAGCCCUCGACGCCCUCGAGAAAGGUUUGUCGGAUCUAAUAGCACUAUGCGACGAGGUAUCGGCCAAAUAUGUGGGAGCGCGAGAAGCUUUCCAGUCUCAAGUGGCGGCGGUCUAGCAUAUCGCGGACAACGAAUAUCAAUUGCAUUACGAGGCGUCAAGGCAUUCAAAACUAUGGAGUUUGAUUUGAGGUUCAUUUGGGAUAUGUACAGGCUAUGAAAAAGGACGGCAAUUGACAUGGCUUAGUUGCGGCCCUGCUGGCGUUAGUGGAUGUGGACUUUGGGAGGAGUACAGAAUCAUUUACCUCAAGGAAACCAGAAAUGAAAUUUUGUGGAAGUCUUGCAGCUGGGUCUUCGUCCGCUCUGAAGUACUUGAGAAUGUGAGGA
Hymenoscyphus albidus is the source of this 1209-nucleotide messenger RNA. NCBI's taxonomy places the organism in Eukaryota, Fungi, Ascomycota, Leotiomycetes, Helotiales, Helotiaceae. The record is from the annotation of a GenBank genome assembly.